CGUUCUGACUUCUCACAAUGAUCUCAAAGACCGCCGUCGUGUUGGCCCUUGUGGCUGUCGCUGUAGCUACUCCCUCACAGCCCACGUAUGGCUAUACCCCGGAACCCACAUAUGAGGAACCUGCCAAGUACGACUUCAACUACGCUGUAAAGGACGACUACUCCGGCAACGACUUCGGCCACCAGGAAGCUCGUGAUGGGUACAACACCCAAGGUUCCUACUACGUCCUCCUUCCCGACGGUCGUCUGCAGAAGGUGACCUACACUGUUAACGGCGACUCUGGCUACGUGGCUGAGGUCAGCUACGAGGGUGAGGCCCAGCACUCCGAGUACAAACCUGCUCCUACCUACAAGCCUGCUCACCCUGCCCCUGCCUACAAGCCUGCUCCUGCUUACGAACCUGCCCCUGCCUACAAGCCUGCUCCUGCUGCCUACAAACCUGCCCCUGCACAAGCCUGCCUCCUGCCAAGCCUGCUCCCGCUUACGAACCUGCCCCUGCCUACAAGCCUGCUUUACGAACCUGCCCCUGCCUACAAGCCUGCCCGCUUACGAACCUGCCCCUGCCUACAAGCCACACCAGCCUACAAGCCAACAGCCUACGCCUAA
Messenger RNA from Penaeus vannamei (Pacific white shrimp), 605 nucleotides. The record is from RefSeq and is a predicted model, not a curated record. NCBI's taxonomy places the organism in Eukaryota, Metazoa, Arthropoda, Malacostraca, Decapoda, Penaeidae.